Messenger RNA from Phodopus roborovskii (desert hamster), 846 nucleotides. RefSeq lists its product as uncharacterized. Lineage: Eukaryota; Metazoa; Chordata; Mammalia; Rodentia; Cricetidae. The transcript has 3 exons. Bases 4 to 846 code for a protein of 280 amino acids. The record is from RefSeq and is a predicted model, not a curated record.
GGGAUGGGGAGGUGUUCCAAGGCAGGGGCUCCUAGCUCAAGCUCAACCUUCCAAUUUGUAGCCUGCAGAGCGGACCCGAGUGGGCCGGUUUCUCGACUUCCUCCUGUAUCUCCUUCCUCUUCCUCCGGUGGAGGCAGAUCCCUCAUUCCCUUCCUCUUCCCAUGCUCCCUGCACCCCCGCGUCCCCUCCUCCAGGAAGUGCACUGCCCAGGGUCGCCCACCUCGAGCGGGCGCUGGCCGCCGCGCCCCCUCCCCGCCCGGCUACUGCAGCGGCCCCGCGGGCACACGCCUCCCCAUACCUUACAUGGACAAAUGCGUGCAGGCAAAGUCAGGAAUUCAGGCCCCUGACGUCAGCCUCCAGCGCUCAGGGCACCGCACGGGAGACCGCGGGAAGGGGGGUGGGGAGGAAGGAGGGGGAGAGCACCAACCAGCAGCCGCUCCCGGCCUGCCGAAGUUUCACUUUUUGUCUGUGGGUUCGCUCCCGGGCCCCGCUCCCAGCUUUCCCGGGAUAAGUAGCGUUAGCGGCGGGAAGAGCCGGCCGCUGCAAGGAACGAAGAGAAUAGGACAACUAGGGUGUUGGAAGAGGCCAGAAAAGCCAGACAGGAGACUUGGCUCUCUGAGCUGCUUGAGACCCCUCUUCAGGGUGGUCUCCAGCAGGAAGGCUGAAAGCCUGGGCAUUUACGCUCCAGCUAGUGCCUUUUCUCAAGGUCAGGAUGUUCCUGCCCCUAAUGUCAAAGCUGCAUACAGCAUCCUUUUCUACGUUGGCCCAAAGAAACCCAAAGGCCCAUUUGGUUUCCUGGCCCAGAUCCUGAAAGACUAUUUGGCUGUCCCCAGCUUUGUAACAUGA